Messenger RNA from Camellia sinensis, 1286 nucleotides. RefSeq names its product tetraspanin-6. Gene Ontology annotation, cellular component: membrane. The record is from RefSeq and is a predicted model, not a curated record. Gene Ontology annotation, biological process: auxin-activated signaling pathway. NCBI's taxonomy places the organism in Eukaryota, Viridiplantae, Streptophyta, Magnoliopsida, Ericales, Theaceae.
AUGAACCUAAGCUAUCCAAGUAAUUAUUUGAUUAUUACUAGCAUCUUAAAAGGGCUCUAUUUUGCAAUAGCGCGUUGUUCAUCUCUUCCUUGAUCUCUAAACCAUCCAAUUUGAUCCAACUUUUCACCAUACAAAAACAAUAAACCACGAAGAGGGAGAGAGAGAGGGCUGGUGAACACAGAAGACAUUAGAGAUGUACAGAUUCAGCAACACAGUGAUAGGUUUCUUGAACCUAUUCACUCUCUUAGCAUCGAUACCGAUCAUCGGAGGAGGACUAUGGAUGGCAAGGAGCACCACAACCUGUGAAAGCUUCCUCCAAAAACCACUUCUACUCAUAGGCUUCAUCAUCCUCAUAAUCUCCCUAGCUGGUUUCAUCGGAGCUUGCUUCCAUGUUGCAUGGGCUCUCUGGGUAUACCUAGCUGUCAUGUUGUUCCUCAUAGGUGGUCUAAUGGCUUUAACUGUGUUUGGCUUUGUUGUCACAGGCAAAGGUGGUGGUGUGGAUGUACCAGGUAGGGUUUACAAAGAGUAUCAGCUAGAGAACUACUCACCAUGGUUGAGGAAAAGGAUUAAAGAUCCUCAUUAUUGGGAGACAAUCAGGAGCUGCAUAUUUGGUUCAAAGACCUGUGCCAAGAUUGCUUAUUGGACUCCUUAUGAUUAUCUUGAAAGAAACAUGUCUCCUAUUCAGUCCGGUUGCUGCAAGCCACCAACUUCAUGCAACUACGCGGAAACGACACUGACUCAAGACCCGGAUUGCUAUCGGUGGAAUAAUGCUCCGAACCUACUUUGCUACGAGUGCGAUUCGUGCAAAGCCGGUGUGCUUGAGGGUGUGAGAAGAGAUUGGCACAAGCUCUCAGUCCUUAACAUUGUCAUGGUUAUCUUGCUCAUUUGUAUCUACUCAAUUGGUUGCUGUGCUUUCAGAAACACAAAACGGGCCGAGACCGAUUACCCACAUGGCGUACCCCGGAUCUCCAAAGUCCACCCCAGAUGGGAUUUCCACUGGUGGAGAUGGUGGCAUCACAGAAGACACCAGCUUUAUUAGGCAAUGUGUUUUUUCUUUCCUUUCCUUUUUUUUUCUUCACAACCUAAAUCCCAGUUGGUGUUUUUCCUUGUCUAAAAGAUGGGACAGUUUUGUUGUUUUUCAGUACUAUAUGGGCAUGGAUAUGUACAGAAGUAGGAGCUUUGUUUUUGUGAAAAUUAUUAUUUGUUAUAGAACUUUAAAAAUAUAUGUAUCAUUUUAUACUUAAAAUAGUCUCCAGUAUAAAAAUAUAUAUAUCAUUCUUCUUUCA